GGGCCGAGCUACUCUGGGAUCCUCUCCGGCUCCACAGCGCCGCUGGAGGAGGCCGGGGGAUGCGAGCCACGGGUCUGGCCUCCCGACACCAUGCUCGCUCUCCUGGGCUCGGCGGCCCUGGUGCUGGUGGCCGGGGCGUCUUGGGUGCUGCCUACAGCCUCAGGUAGAGAAGAUCUGGAACCUCCUGGGAACAUAGAUGUCUAUAUUAUAGAUGACAGCUUUACCCUAAAGUGGAGCAGCAACGAAGAGUCAGUGCACAAUGUGACUUUUUCAGCAGAAUAUCAAACAGAAGAGAUGGAGAACUGGUUAAAGAUGCCUGAGUGUCAACAUAUUACGGGGACCGAAUGCGAAUUCUCUUUACCGGAUGCAGAUAUUUACAUCCACAUGACAUUUCGUGUAAGAGCUGAGAAAGGAAAGCGCACUUCUUCGUGGAAUGAGGUCGAGCCGUUCAUUCCAUUUCAGAGAGCUCACAUUGGGCCCCCAGGAGUACGUUUGGAAGCUGAAGACAAAGCUAUAUUAGUCCACAUCUCUCAACCCGGAGAAGGUGGGAAGAUGUGGGCAAAGGAGAGUUUCAGCUUCAGCUACCAGAUAGUGUUCUGGCGGAAGUCUUCGGGUGUGCCUCAAAAUGUUACAACUAAUUAUUGCAUAGAAAAGAUUUUAAAACUGUUACCAGAGACUACUUACUGUUUAAAAGUUGAAGCAAUACAUCUGCACCUCAGGAAGCAGAGCAAGUUCAGUGAGGUGCAGUGUAUAAACACCACAGAGGCAAAUAGAUUGCCUGUGCCAGAAAACGUAGACGUGGAUGCCCAGGGUAAGAGCUAUGUUCUCAGCUGGGACUAUGCGUCUCCAAACGUGAGCUUCAGAGCACAGUGGCUCCCGCACUAUUUUAAAAGUAUUCCCGGAGGAUAUUCAGAUCAAUGGAGACCAGUGCCUGCCUGUACAAAUGUCCAGACUCCACACUGUGUCUUUCCUCAAAACACCAUCCACACAGUUACGUUCUUUCUCCGGGUACAAGCCUCAGAUGGAAACAACACAUCUUUCUGGUCUGAAGAUAAACUUAUUGAUUCCCGAAAAUACAUCUUCUCAGCUGCCAUUCCUCCUCCGACCAUCGCCGUCACUCCCACUGGGGAGUCUCUGCUUGUCGAUGUGAGCUGUCAGGACAGUUCCAGCAAGUGUCAGACACUAACUUACGAAAUAAUUUUUUGGGAAAUCUCUUCAAACACUAAGAGAAAAAUGGUGCAGAAAAGCCCAAAGUUCACCAUUAUGAACCUGCAGCCGCUGACUAUAUAUUGCGUGGAAGCGAGAGUACACUCCUUUGCCUCGUGGAACGAGAGCAGCAGCUUCAGUAACAGGGUGUGUGAGAAAACAAGGGCAGGAAACUCUCCUAUAAUCUGGGCCAUGGCUGGACUUGGCAUUCUGUUUUUUUGUGCCCUGGUCUUUUAUGCUGGGAGGAGCCUCCUGAAAGACCUCAGCCAUGCCUUUGCAUCACCCAAGCCUCCCCCAAGUAUCCAUGAGCUUUUCUCUGAGCCACCUUCGAAAAACCUUCUGCUUUUGACUCCUGAGGAGCACACCGAGAGGUGCUUCAUCAUCGAGAGCGUUACUGUAGCAGAAGAAAACCGUGCGCCUGAGGAAGAUCACAGAAAGUACAGUUUCCAGACCAGCCAGGACUCGGGGAACUACUCUAACGAAGAGGAAAGUACCGGGAGUGAGAGCAGCCAAGGGCUCAGGCCGUAGGACUGCGUCUGCCCGCAGUGGGCUCUUUCAGAGUUCCAUGUAGGAAGGCCGAGGAACACGCAUCUGUCCUCCUGGGGCCUGAGAGAGGGCAGCUGCUCCUCUGGAAAGGAGGGGCAUCUUCAGAGUGCAGGCCUGCAUAUGCGCAGCUCUCCACCGCUGAUGUGGAGGGCAUGGUCUGGAGUGAUGGACCUUCGUCUGUGAGGAGACCACCCGUUUCUGCUGCCAGCUGAAGUCCCGGGGUGCUGUCUUGUGCCACAGCGGUGGCCUGUUACUGUGUAUGCCAUCUGGUGUUCUCCUCCCACUGUUCAAUUUCUAGAAGAAUUCCAGAACAUUCGGCUUUUUAAUACUGCCGUAGCCCUAAGGUGUCUCAAAGGUGCUGUUGUCUGCACUGGCACUUCCUAACCCCUAACUUGGCACAGCAGUGGCCAGGUUAGAACUCAGAAGUGGCUGAAGCAGUGGAGAGGGGAACUCUCCAAGCUGAGGAGUUGGUGUUACAUAGUGGGUAGGCAGUCUGGCGCUGUAGGAGCAGAAGAUGCCAGCAGCAGACAGAAGUGGAAUAAUUCCGUAAAGAGGAAGCUGGAGCACCAUUGACAGCCCGUGCCGGUUUCUGUAUGUAGCUUUUCUGUCUUCCUUUGUAACCCAGGCUGACCUCUCCCAUCCCGCAGUACUCAGGGACCCCGUCUCAGCAUCCGUGUACCUAAAGAAACAGUGUCAAAUACUAAGGCGAAGGAAGAGUUGAUUGUGUACCGCCGUCUGUAGGUUCCUGUAACUAACUUUACAUUGCUGCUCAUGAGUGUCUGUUGUAGGCAGGUCAUCUAACGGUCCCUGUUAUGUUCCUUUCCCAGCUGCCUACGAAUGCGGGGCCUGCCCGCUGUAUGAGUAUUUACAGGUGUGGAUACAUGUAUGUAGAUGUGUAUAUAAAGUACAGAGCCCAGCAGGCUAUGAUACUUCAGACAACCUCGUAUUUCUCUUGGGCCCUGGGGGCAGGUGUUGCCGAAGCCCCCACCCCCAGUGUAGCCUCCUGUACCUGGCCUGCAUCGUUCCUUCUGUGUCUGUCUCCCCUCUAGUGCAGAAGCUUCGCAUAGGGACCAAGUUCCCCGAUGUGCCCCAGCCCCAUCAUAGUGCAGUACUCGGCACAGACGUCUGUCCUUUUGUCUGUCUGCCGGAGGGUCUGCUGCCAUGGUUUCACAGAACAAACACUGGAGCCAAAACUUGGGGUUUGGGCGGGUGCUACUUUGAACUUGGCUUCUGUGUGCCAGGGGUGCUGAGACGGUACCCUCCAAAGACAUUCCCAGCAGUAGGGCACGCGGACGGUGUCCUGUGGCCAGCAGCCCUGCACAUGGCGUCCUGAGGUGAGCUGUGUAGGACUGUUGCCCUCUGGCUUCUGGGACCCAGACUGCUCCCUCGCCAGUGUCUGUCACUGCUCCCUCCAUCCACGUGUCCUGAGAUCCCUUCUGCUCCAACUCGGGAGCCUCGGAGGGUGAACACAACUUGUGUUUGUCAGUUUCCUUCCUCGCAGUGGAGGAAAUAAUAAAUUUAUCUUUAUUCCUAA
Molecule: messenger RNA, 3286 nt
Organism: Arvicola amphibius (Eurasian water vole)
Lineage: Eukaryota; Metazoa; Chordata; Mammalia; Rodentia; Cricetidae
Gene: Ifnar1
Product: interferon alpha and beta receptor subunit 1
Exons: 11
Coding region: 91-1734 (547 amino acids)
Molecular function (GO): protein binding
Source: RefSeq, a predicted model, not a curated record